CCAGACUGAGCUGCCGAAUGCUGGUCUUCCUCGGCUGAUCUUGAAGGAACGAUGACCGGAGCAGGAUGUGCACCAGCGGUCAGAUCAUCGGCAGCCUCCUGGUGCUCUCUCUGCUGGAGAUAGGGCUGGGCCUGUCCAGUGUGGCCGUGGGGACUGUCAGCUUUGUCAGGGUCAGGAUGGUGGCCAAACCGCAGCUGGGAGACUCUUCUCCGGUAUGGAGCGGGGCGUGUGUACGUUAGACAUUUCACUUCCUUCUUUACGGUUCGGCAAGCAGUGCUAGGGUAGCCAUGCACACUGUAUGUCAUGUUAACCUGUGAAUGGAAGGAGCACUGAGUCCAAAAUCAUUAUUUUCAUCAGCUAAUGCAUAUAUUAGGAAGGUUGUGUGUGUGUGUGUGGUGUGAUGUGUGGGUAUGUGUCCACGUGUGUGUGUAUACACACACACACACACACACACACACACACACACCCCCCCCUCUCUCUAUUUUCAUAGACCAUUAUUAUUGCACAUACUGGUUUUAUCUAUCUAUCUAUCUAUCUAUCUAGUCUAUCUACCUCUAAUCUAUCAUCAUCUAUUCAAUAUUUAUAUAUAAUCCUCUAUCCUAUCUGUUCUACCUGUCUGCCUACCUACAUAACAUCUCACAGGUAUGUGAAGUGUUAUAUAUCGUUGUUACAAUGUACAUAAAUAUGUUGCUUAUGUUUAGUCCACUUUCGUUUUCCCCAUUUUAAAGUCCUGUGUGCACGGUCUAUUGAAAUUUCACCCCAGGUGUGUGUUGGUACCACACUGUUCAAGGUGAAAGCAUUCAUUAGACUUCUGGAAAAUAAAAUGGUCUAAAGGUACAAUUACAUUGAACAUUGUAUUUUACAGUUGGUGUGCUGCCAGUCUAAAGGGGACAGCCAUUCCCCCCUUUCUGCUAAUGUCAGUAAUGCUCUCUGUCACAUACUGUAUUAUAAGGGACAUAGCUGGGGAAUGCAUAGAUGAAUUAUAUGUUGUGAUACUCCAAACACAAAGACUGCAUUUCAGGAGAGCUUUGGAGGACAUGGUCAUACUAAAUCAUCCUGAUUAUAUUAGACUGAAUUAGCCAAUUCUAUUUAACUAUUCAAUGCAUGUUCAUUAGACAAUAAAAUCAGCAUUUCUAAUUUAGUAGGAUAAGUGCAUAAUGUUUUUGGUUCUUAGAUGACUUGCCUUCUCACAUGGGUUAAGAAAAUUGAGGGAUAUGUGAAAAUGAAUACAUUGCACAUAUUGCCAUUUAGAAUAUGCUCAUAAAUGUAUUUUAUUUAAAAUAUUAGAGUUUUAUUACUAAGCACUAGAUUGAUUUGUUAUUGCUUCAAUAGCAGGUGAACAGUUAAUAUGGCUUGCAAAAUCCAAAGAUAUAGACCUUAUAUUUUGCAUUUAGAUGUGGGUGUGUAAUAUAAUUCUAGUCAUGUACUGGAGAUUGCAUAGAUAGGAAUGGACCUUACUGGGUACUUGAGAAUAAGUCUAAGCAUGUAUCUACCUAACAAUCAGGCUACUUUUUUGUCUGUGCCAAGCAAAGAAAGUGCUGAUAAUUUAUCAGAAAAUAGUAUGUUUGAGACUAGUACGCUGUCCUUAAGCAGAGAUUUCUAACAUCACUAACAUAUGCUUAUCUGUAACGCUAAUAUGGAGAUCUGCAUCCCUAGUUUAUAUGUCCUGAGGAUUCUAAAUUGUGUCUUUAAUAUGUCAUGUGCUGUAUGUAACAAAACCUUACAUCUAGUGGUUAAAGAAUGCCGGUGAAAAAGGUUUCACUAAAAACAAACUCAGGAGUGCUCUAGAACAGUUUUCAUAGGAUUCACCUGAAAAUAAUAAGAAUUAUUAGCAGUUCUAUAGAGCCAAGAUAUCCCUCGGAAUUUUAGUUAUACAGUAGGAAUAUAUCGCAUGAGAGCAAGCAAAUGACAGACAAACAUUUUAGAGUUGAGUCUAAACCUAUAAUAUGAGAAAGUAAUAGCUUAAAAGUUUUUUUCUUUGUUUUUGCAAGUGAAGGAUGGCAACAACCAUAAACCAGACCACAAGAAAGAUCUGGUUUAUGGUUGUUGCUGCAGUUUUAAAAGGAAUUAAUUUACACUAAUAUUUUUUGUUUGUUUGUUUUUUGCUCUAUUUAAAAUUAUUGUAAUUGUUUUAUCUUUCAAUCAAAUAUACAAAGCUCAAGAUGGAAGUUCACUGGCACAUCUUGAAACACAGACACACAGCACAACUCACAAUAAUGGCACACGUAUAAAACACACAAACCCCAAACUUUAGGCAAGAGAGACCCACACAACAGAUCACACUCAAUUUACACAUAUAUGUAUAUGCACCACAGUUUAGAUUCUAAAGGCACAUAUCUGGCAGGCAGAUUCCAUCCUUAUUCCCUCUACCCCUCAUUAUUAAAGUUCCUGCUGAGAUCAUCUGCUAGACUGAUGUCAACUGUUAUGGUUAAGAAAGCUUUAAUGUAGGGGAACAAGGGAGCAUUAACUUGUGUGGAGCACUCUGACCUGAUUAACUGCUUUCAUCUUCCUAACCGCUAUCACCAGGCCCUCAGCACAUGUUAGUGUGGACAUCUGAUGAGAGGGGCAGAGAACAAGGAGUAAAUCUGUUCAUCUGCUCCUUCUAUGUGCAUCAAGUCCAUGCAACUAACAUAAGGCUCACUGCUUAUGUAGGAGCAGACCUGCAGCAUCACCCUACCUCCAACUUUAGAAAGUCCUUACAUUGCACAGCAUGGCUCAAAGACUGCCAAACACAUAGUCUGACACAUAAAACACAUCCUGUCCGACUGCCAAACAUACUAAUAUACAAACUCAUACUAACAGCUUGAGACAUUCACAGAUUGCUUGGCCUGCAGACUGACAUAAACACACAUGCAUUCUAACAAUUACAUUCAGACUCAAAGGAGUUGUGUGUGUAGAGUGUUGUAAUGUAUUCAAUGUCAGCUAUUGCUCAGUCUAAUGCAGGAGAUGUUCAAGAAGGGGCAGAAUAUUGCAAUCCAGUGUUAGUCUUUGGUCCAGUUGCCAGUGGAAAAAACUAAUGGAGACAGGUGGCAUCCUCAGUUUUGACCUGGUGCCAGGCAUAGGGAGAUUUUUGUCCUUUUUUUUUUUAUCACUUAAUUUUUAUCAUUGCAAUUUAAAACAAAAUACACACUCGGCUAAAUACAUCUGUUCGUAAAAGGGGUAAAAUGACCCAAUGCUUUUUAAUGUGUUAUAGAGACAUGCAUUGAAAAGCAUGCCAAAAAUAAAAUAAAAAUACUUUUUAAAUAAAUAAAAAAAUUCUUGGGUUUCCAGAUCCCCCAACUGCAUGGCUUAGGUUAAGCUUAUUGCAAUAUCAAUCAGAAUCCUCACUCACUAUGAAGAGUCUUUGCCAAUCAGGAGCCUCUCAUUCUGAUCUGAUAAGAUUCUGGGAUCUGAUCUCAUCAUAUAAUUCCUUGUUUGUUAGAGGUUAAUGGGAUGUGUAAAUAGUAGCUGAUAUUUAUAUAUUGGAUCCUAGGUUUUAGAACUGGACUAUGUGCAACUGGGACUUGGAACAUGCAUAAUGUGAACAGAAUAACACAAGCAACAUGGAAUAGACUAUCUUGUGUGCCAGAUUGACAUCUCUGGUGGGCUGUCUUAUAGCUGAGUGAUUUCUAUAAAUCACUGCAGUUAUUAACUAUAAAUACCCACUUCUAGGGCAGAGAGUGGUCACAGGAUACUUUGUUUGGUGUCAACUUCAUAGAAGUAGCCAAGUAGUAAUUGUAAAAAAUGUGGUCUUCGUAGCAGAGGAACUCGGGGUAUAAGGAAAUAAAAGGAAUUUUUAGAAAAAGCACAGGCUUUUCAGUGAAGGGGUGGGGAGGAGCAGUGGGUGGGAUUGGAGAUGGGUAUGAUAUUGGGUCGGUGGUAAGUAAAAACAUCUACCUAAAAAUUAACGCAUAUACAAAAGUAAGAAGUAGACACAACAUACUAAUAGAUGUAAAAAUAUUGUAGGAUAGUUACCUACAAGUGCACAAAAUACCAUGCAUUUUCAGUGUUGAUUGAAGUAUACCUUAAUUGCACAUACAGUGAAAACAAUUACUUUCUCAUCCUGACGCCCGCUUACUGUAACACAACUGAGUAAAGCUUAAUGGGCCACAAGGGUGCAAGAGCCAUUAAAGAGGGGCUUUCACAUAUAGAGCCUAGGUGGUGUGCUGCCAUGGUGGAUGUCUGUGUUUGGGAAAUGCUUAUGCCACCCAUACACUGGGGCUCUCCAAACCACAAGGGUCUGUGAGAGAACCUUGCUAGUUCCACCUAUUAGUUCCACAAGCUCAGAAUAUCUAUAUUUGUGUAAUUCUACUUGUGUCUGUACAACUAUAAAACUAAUGUGGGAGCUAAGAUAAGGUUUGUUAUUUCACUUUAAAUUCACAUUAUUUUGAAAUGGAAUUACUAGACGAAAAGGGGUAUAUCAAUAUUUAGCAUAUUCAUUUAUAGCAUAGCAAAUUGAAGGACAGUACUAAAGUUGCAGCAAUCAGAGGGGACAUUGCAUUAGUUGCUAUGAUGAUUGUUCCACAUUUAUCUAUGUGCCCCAGAAUUGCUCCACUUGUGUUUAGCUAAAUAUGAUCCACAAUUCUUCAAUACUGUUUUUACAUUAUAUUAUACUGUUUUUCUAGUAAUUUGCACAGGUCUGUUAGUCAAAGCUUGCCAGUGUAGUGAUUUGGUACAGUAUUACAAAUUAUUAUUAUUGGUAUUUAUAUAGUGCCAACUAAUUGUGCCGGGUUUUACAAUAUUAUUAAAGGGGAAUUACAAUAAAGGAGGCAAUUACACAGUGACAUAGGAACAAUAGGUAGAUGAGGACCCUGCUCAAACAAGCUUACAGUCUAGAUGAGGUGGGGUACAAAUACACAACACGAAUGGCACAAUCACAGUACAGUAAACUGGUAAAAUAAAAUAUAGUGAUUAAUGAAUAACAUCGAUUUGUAGAAUAGCUACAGCUGUAUAAAAACAGUCACUGAGAAUAAAAAGGCUGGUACCUGGAAGGUUGCAUAAGUAGUGUGUGUGUGUGUGUGUGUAUAUGUGUGUUAACUAAGCACUUUGUGUAAAAGAGUCUAAAAAGUAAUGUGUCUUAUGACAACAUAGACAGUCAUUGGUUCUUAAAGGUUUAACUGAUCAAUAUCACACAAGUUCCUUUUUCUAUAAAAAAAAGUUUUACAGAUCAGUGGCUAAUAGACUGCUACUAACUCAACUACCCCAGCAACAGGGGAAGUCUACAUAACCUUUUACCUACCACUCCUCAAGAGACUCAAACAAAAUGGAAAGUUGUACUAAAAAAAUCAAAUUAAGUUUUCCCCUAAAUGGCAAACACACUGACAACUAGCCCAAUGUGCGUUUUGGUACCUUCAUCAGGGUCCCUUUAAACGUUUUUUAGCCACCUCGAUCUGUAGACACACCAGGCAGAAGGUAUUGUAGACUUCCUUGGCAGGAGGAGUCAGGGUAUUUAGUAGCCUCUGGAAGAUUAUCCUGUGUGAGCUAUGUGUGUAAUUAGGAGGAUUUAUAGCCUUUGCUAAGUAUGUGGGAGUUGAGGUAUUAGGAACCAUCUUUAAUAAAGGAUCUUUAUAUAGUGUUCUGGUUAUAUCAUUGGAGGAUUAAGCAGACUCCAUUGUGGGAGAAUCAAGACAUUUUUUUUUUUCCCUUCUCUUUUCAAUAUCAGGUAUUUAGAUGCGAAGAUAUAGGACUUUGUUUGGACUUUGGCUAGAAGGGUUACAUACUAGGCAUUGGUGAGGCUCUAAUAGCUAAGUAUUCAUUGAUGAUAAUAUUAGUAUACUCCCCAGUAUAGGUCCUGUACUUUCUACUAUGGACAUCAUUUUGAGCUUUAGAACUGAUAGACUAUUUCUGACAUAUUGCAAACGUCUCAGCAUAUAGCGAGCUUUUUUUUUUUUUUUACUGUUGCGGACACAAAAGUUACAUUUACUGUAUACAUGCUUAAUAUAGUCACCUGAACAACUUCAGCUUAAUGAGGUUGUUCAGGUGAGAACUAUAGCUCCCAGCAGCCUUUCUAAUGUAAACACUGUAUUUUUGAGAAAAAAAUUGUGCCCAGUAUUGUGAUGCUCUCUGAAUUGUGCCCAGUAUUGUAUUUGUUUUGAGAAAAUACAGUGUUUACAUUGAAAGCUAGGAACACCUCCAGUUACAGUCACUCAGAGUGAACCAGAGGGACUUCGGAGUUGGUGGAGGCAUAAUAUGCCUCCAUCCACUCAGACCUGCUGUCAGCAGAGCACAGGGCAGCACUGUGCACAGCAUCCUGUGAUUCAGUAUCUCCUCCCUCUGCAUGCAGACACUAAACUUUCCUCAUAGAGAUUCAUUGAUUCAAUUCAUCUCUAUGAGGAGAUGCUGAUUGGCCAGGGCUGUGUUUGAAUCAUUCUGGCUCUGCCCCUGAUCUGCCUCCUUGUCAGUCUCAGCCAAUCCUAUGGGGAAGCAUUGUGAUUGGAUCAAGCUAUCACAUGUCAGCAGACUGCUUGUUUUUCCUGAGUCUAACAGCAUCCAGAUUUACAGCUUCUGGCUUGAAUACAGUAAGAUUUUUACUAUAUUUAUGGAAGCAUGAGGGGCCCAGGGGGGCUAGAUGGUGGUUUUAUACAUGUUUGUGUUCCUGACCCUAUAGUGAUCCUUUAACCCCUUAAUGACACAUGACGUGUGACCUGUCAUGAUUCCCUUUUAUUCCAGAAGUUUGGUCCUUAAGGGGUUAAAGAGUUCAUUGGGCAUUUUAGAGUGGAUGCUAACUACUUAUAUACAAUACAUUUCUGUUUUAAGCCUCUAAACCCUCUAAUAUUUUCUUGUUACUAAAUAUUACUAACUAGUAACACAUUAUCUAUGGGACCUUCUAAUUUACUUCCAUACUCUCUCUCUAUAUAUAUUUACAUUUUGAAAAUAUGUAUCUGUACUAUAUCACACAGCUUACUUAUAUUACUUACAUGUUGAAUCAUUUUUCAUCAAGCUUUUCAGCAGACUCUUAAGCUACUGAGGCAACUUACAAAGGAUGGAACACCUUAACUGCAUGUAGUCAGUCUCAUCCUGGGAAUAUAAAUUCUUGUUUUCUGUUUUUUUUUCCCCACAGUAAAGGAAUAUUAUAUUCCCUUCUGGUGUUUUUGUUUUAUUUCUAUUUGUAUAUAAUUGUAUCAGGCAAACCACAGCUUUUCCAAUAUUUAUCAGAGAAAAAUGGGUAUAUGUUAUCUAAACAGGAUUAGAUUUAAUAUCAGAAAUGCAAAAUCUUGACAUGAUUCUCUAUAAGAUUUGUACACCUAUAAAUCCCACUCAAAUAUUGACUCAAAAUUUGUCAAUAAUUCUUUUUCCAGUUGAAGCAUAAAAUUAAAUGUAGGGGCACACACUGAUGAUAGAUAGUAAUAGCACAAACAUAUAGCAUAUUUACUCAUUUAAUUAUUGUAGCACAUUCUUUUGAUCUGGUGGAAACAUUAACAUUAGCAGCUGUCUUGUGCAGAUUUUCCUGUAGGCAGUGCAUUAUAUGUUAUUGUUGAUAUCGGUGGGUGUCUUCUAGAUUGUAUUUAUGUUUAAUCUCAUCAAAGGACAAAAUAUCCUUCGUAGAAAAUAGGUCUAAUAUAUUGCAUAUAGAAUGCUGUUGACAGGCAGAAAAGUCCUGUAUAUAAUCUCUCAUGACUUAGAUUGGCAUACCAUCAAAGCAAUUAUUGUUAGAGUUUAUUAACUAAUAUACAGUGCCCCACAUUUAGCAGGAAACUCUUGUAGUAGGUAGAAAAUUAUCACUAGUUUGUCAAAGUGCUUUGGUACCCAUAUAAAUUCAUUAAGGCUGUAGGUUUAUACAGAGUCAACCAAUGUGGCUGUUCACUCCUUAUGGUCAACGUAAAGUCUACAUCGUAUGACUUUACGUUGGGAACACCGAAACUCCCGAUGAUCUCGCAAUGCCUUAAUUCCUCUGUGCCUUCUGCAUCCCCAAAUAUAUAUAUUAAUUUCCUUCUGAGCCAAGGUAAAAUAUGAACCUGGGAUAUAAACUGGUACUGUUUAGUAAUUUUGGAAGCAUGGACAUUUUAAGAGCUGCCAACCUGCUUAACCAAAACAGUUCAAAUUUACUGCAACCUUGUAGCUCAUUUCUCAGCUCAGGCCUUUCUGUUUUUCAAAAUAGUUUGUAAAAAAAGGGCAGUUGGGUUCUUAGUAAGUGAUAUACCUAAAAAGGAAAUAACGUCUGUUAUCCAAACGAAAAUGUAUCUUUUCAAUGAUUCAAUCAAUUCUAAAUUGCAAUGAAUAGGUUGAAUAUUUUGCACAUUCAGCUGAUAUCAGAUAGAGCCAAAACGCAACAAUUGAUUUUGAAGGGGAGAAAAGAAAGGUUGCACGAUCUGAUAAAGCCAAUAUAACAUCAUCGGCAAAAAGCCCUACAGUAUGGGUAGUGCCUACAGAAGCUGCCAAAGGUCCAUAUUCAACACAAACAGCAGUGGAACAGUUGGAACCACUGAAAAGUUCCCUUUUCUACUGCUCUUCUGCAUCUUAUGUUCCAAUCCUCUCUUCCCCGUUGUUUCUCAUUUUUAAGAUUGCAGGCAGGCCAGCAAUAAAUGCUGAAUUGGUUUGUCUGUCUGCCAAAUUAGGUCUUUAUUUCUUCUUAUGUAAUGUGUCCAACAAUGCUAAAUUUAGUGAUGCUCUCUGAAUUGUGCCCAGUAUUGUAUUUUUUUUUUUAAAUGUAAUUCCGUGAUAGCUUUGUUGAAUUAAUAAUCAAAUAAGAAAGAAAAGAAAAAAGCUAUUUUAGUUUGCAAGGCCAAAGUUUGCAAGAACAAUUAUAUCCUCUGAGAAUAUUUUUUCACUUGUGUGGAUUAUUUUAGUAUCCAUAUGUUCAUGAUUAGAGAGAUGUCUUGCUGAAAAUAUACAUGUGAACAUAAUUCAUAUGCAUAAAUCUGUUGAACAAUGUUACCGAUGAUUUUUAGGUUAAAUAAUAUAUUGUUAUGUUAAUUAGCUAUUUUAGCGGAGCUCCCUGUACCCCGGCUGGGUACCUCCGCCAUGGACCGCUUCAUAGCUGGAACAGGGGAAAACCUCAGCGCUUCUGCCCCAGUUGCCAUGGCUUGGCUGGGGUCCUCCUGGAGCCUCUCCAUCCUGGAGCAGGAUAGGGGAGUAGCUCUAUUCCCUCCCAGGGACUGGAUGACACACAGCCCUUACAAGGACUUUCCCCACCGAAUCCUCCACGAGCUGGAACAACGUGCUAAGCAGUCAUUAUAGUCCUUCCCCUCCCAGUAACUAGAUGACACAUAACUCUGGGAGUACAACUGUUUUAAUGCUUCCAAACACAGCCUUUUAAUACACAGACCCCAGCAGGGCGUCUCCAUUGUCUUCACCACGAGCCCCUCCCAGGAAUCUCUGCGCCUAAGAGAUAAUUGUGUUAAAGACCGGUAAGCUAAUUAUCUCCCAGGAACAGAGAGGCAAACAAACAUAAAAAUACCCCAAAACAUAAUAAAAACAGAAAAUAACCCCACAAAUAAUACAUUUUUAAAUAGCCCUGAGCUGAGCGCACAAGUUCUCCAAAUAGCGCUCAGAUCCAUGCAGUGUAGGGGAAAGGCCACCGUGUUAAAGUUCUGACCUCCUCCUCCUCCUGCUCCUGCGGCCGCAAUACGGGGUGCUCCGCCUGGCUCUUAGGUAGCGUUUGUUCCCCCUAGUCUCAGGCUCCUUCACUCCAAAAAGCGCUCUCCUGGUGGAGUGGUUCAAAACCGCUAACCAAGUUGUCCGGGAACCGCAUGAUUACCUCAUGCCGAAAACAGUUCCAUAACAUUCGCAGCUAAGUUCCGCUGAGGUGACUGGGAACCCACAAAGUCCUUAUGCCGAAUUUAGUUACAUAGCGGUUGCGACUUAGUACUGCUGGGACUAUUCGUGGGUUUGGUUUACGUGAACGUCCGCCACAGAGCCAGCGUUCGGUUCUAUUUGCAUGAAGGGAAAGUGCCAAAUGAGAGGCACCCAGGGAAAGCUACUAGUGGUGGCUGGACAGGGUAACUCCCAAAUGGUGUCCCAGACCUGGACCAUAGUUGAUGGCAGGAGUCCAUGGCAAACAUACAUGGGAAGGAGCAUUUGCCACAGCUAUUAUUAAGUAUUUAUUUAAGUUUCUAUACAAAAAUAUACACUCUUUUCUUUUGACAGUUGUGUUUUUUUAAAAUGUUUUGCAAAAUUAUUUUUCUUUUUGGUACAUGGAAAUGACUCAAAUAGCAGACUGUGGGAUUCCUUUCACUGCUGUGUAGUUUGAAAAGAUCUCAAGCCGUAUAAUUUUAUAAGGAACACACCUUGGCAAAGUCAAGGAUAUUACUCAUAAAAUUACUCCCACUUCUAAUUGAAGUAAGCUGGUGACUUUGCAGCGCUACGUAUUGGACAUUUUAACAUGUGUCAAUAUUUUAAAACUAUCCCUUUUUUUAAAUAUAAUUUGUCUACCAAAUUUCAAAUCAUAUUCACUUUAACUCACUCAAUUCCUUUUUUUCAGUUUUUGAGUGUUUUUUCUAAUUUUUAUAUUUUACCAAUAAGACAAAGGUAAAUUUCAUUUAUUAAUAGAAUGUUCUCUUGCCUUAGGAGGUAGAAGAAUUGAACAUAAAUUUCCUACCAUUUUUCUUGUUUCUAGGUCACCUGCUGUAUAUAGCGUUAGAUAUAUGAUUUCAAACAGUAUCAAACAACAAGAGAAUUAAGAAAUCUGUAAUGUAUUAUGUUUGAACUUGGUCGUUGUAUACGAUUAUGGAUGGUGUUCUUUUUUAAGGACACAGUCAUUUUUACAGAUUCUGGCCGAGAUCAAAAAUUGGCAAAAUUCCUUUUUGCUAAAUUAUGACAUAUAGAUUUAAUUUUAGAAGUAAUUGCUAUCCCUAGCAGUAUUUAUAAAACAAAAAAUAAUUGUGUUCCUUAUUUAUUGCUUUUCUUUAUUGUUAAUAUUUAAAUACAAAAGAAGUCCAUAGACUAAUUUACUGGAACCGCAUGAUUACCUCAUACCUCAUGCCAAAAACAGUUCCAUAACAUUCGCAGCUAAUCACGUGACCCUUGCAAUAAGCCUCAACCUAUGCUUGUAAUGGCCAGCAUUAAUGAAAUAUGACCCUGUCAUUCUUUAGAUUGUUGGUAAUGUAUAAUUUAUUUUAUGUAAAUGUUCUAUAUAAAAUGUUGUGUUUUAUUUAUUAUAGUAAAGGAGAUACUGUAAUACUUUGUUAUAUAAGAUCAAUUUAUGUUUAAGUAUUACAGUACUUUGAAUGAGCUUUUAUUGCAAGUGAGUUUAGGUAGUUAAAGGCAAUAUUCAAUGAGGGGGUGACCGAGUGUGAGAUUACAUAUUCAGGACAAGGAGAGGGAAUGUACAUUCAAACUUUCAUAAUAUCCAGCUACAGCUGUCAGGGUCCCGCGGGCGGCUGCGAGGGGAGGCUGCAGUCCGCUCGCGGCACUCACCCUCCAGCCGUCCGCGGUCCCCCUUCCAGCCGUGUGCUCGGCGGGCGGCAUCCUCUCUCCCACGGGUGCCGUCCGCCUCUUCCUCUGUGUCCCCCAGCGGCAGCAUGCAUGACGCUGCACGCUGGGAGACCGCCCAUUUUAACAAACGCCGGGGUCAGUCACCUGACCCGGCGUUAAAGGCACAGUGCCUCAAUCACAGUGGGAGGUUUAGAUAUCUCCCACGUGUGAUUGUUAAUUCUGAUUGGAAAUUAUCCAAUCAGAAUUAACCUUUGGAUUUAUAUACUUACCUUUCCUGUUCCUCUUCGCCCUGUUGUGGUCUUUACCUGCUAGUAUUGAUACUGAACUUGUGUUUCUGGUUACGUACUCUCUGGCUUGUUUAUCCGACUUUGUGACUUUCUCCUACCCUUUGACCUCGGCUUGUCUAUCGUUAUUCUGUCUUCUGGUUCCCCUUUACUUGGCUUGUUUCCUGACUAUUCUUUGUGUGCUUAGCCCGGCCACUCUAAGGUCCGGUACGGCACUUUGUGUGUGUGUGUUGACGUGUUUGGUUCCCCGAAUCGUGACAACAGCAGUUUAUGAGAACCGUAAUCCUCCCAGUACCUUUUUCAAAUAAUUAGCUAUACUUCAUCAUCAGGGUUUUUAGCUAAAUUGUGUAUUGUUAGUGAUCAACUCUGCAUCUUCCUCAUUAAGCAAUGUAUUACAACAAAUACCUGCAAAUCAAUGAUCUGGUUUGAUUAUCGUUCAAUGCAUUAUUUGUCUGUUUUCAUCAUUCACUCACUAUGUCCAGAGAAGAACUAAGAUCCCACAGGGACCAAGGUAGGUUACCUGUUUGGGACCCCCUUUAUUCUAAACAUAGGAAUGGUUAAUGGGGGCAUGCAACCCUAAGCGGCUGGUGAAGAUCACCUUAAGGCUAAUCCUGGUCUGAGUACCUAUACACUACCAGAGCCAGAGUAUUUGGCUUCCAGUCAGAUUCAUUUGAUGUGUACUCCUAGACAGCAACUAUUUGCAGUGCAGCCAUUAUGUUAGUUCCUUUUCCAUUACCAAUAUGCAGGGAGAGCAAACCCUCCAAUAUUGGCAUUCCAUAAAGGGGGAUGACUGUGGAUGGGGUAAAAGGAUUGACCCAGUGAUACAAAUUCUAAUAUAGGCAGAAUAAAUAUGUCUCAAGCACUCUGGGAUAACAAAAAUAGCAGCUUGAUAAAGACCCAGUAGGGUUGAAGCAUUGUUAUCCCGGAGUGCCUGAACCGUUAUUUAUUCUACAUAUCUUGGAAGGGAAGCCUAACCAGCCCUGGCUUCAGAGCACCUGGGUUAUUUAGUGAGUGCGGUAUCCAGUAUGUCUCUAAUAGUGAUGCAAAUUUUGUGAUUUGCUCUGCCUAAAGGGGCAGACCUUCUCCCUUUCCUAAAGAAUAGGCAAGUCAGCCUGGCAUGAUUCACAACAAGCUGCCAGUUAUAACCGGUUGACCCACUAGGGGCGGAAAAUGCCAAGAGCUGUGUUUUAGCGCUGUCUCCAUGGUCUUGGUGCCCUAAGACUGGCAAGACCAUGUCUGUGAUGGACCGCCUGGCACUCCUACCGAGUACCGCCGUCAAUCGCUGCUUCCUAGUACUGACGAGUACCAUAAGUGCUGCGCUGGAGCACCAUAACCACUGCAAACCCCACAAACCACCGCAGCUUGGUUGGGGUCUCGCCGUCCUCCACCCACCCUGGACCCAAGACCAGGAUCCAGCUUCCAGUGGGUAGGCCUCUCUUAGUCCCGAGAGCAUAGCAUGUACAGCUCUUACAAGUGAUUAUACUCAGGGGAGUAUAGUCAAUGGCGUACACACAAUCCAUGGGGCCCGGUGCAAAACUGAUCCGUGGGCCCCCCCAUCUCCCCUGUCUCCCCCGAUCCGUGCCCCCCCAUACCCACUAUCACAUACAUACAGACACACAGACACAUACACACAGACAGACACACACACACAUACAUAUACCCCCAGACAGACACAUACACACACACACAUAUAUACACACAGACACACACAGACACAUAGACAAACACACAUACACACACAUACAGAGACACACACACAUACAGACACAGACACAUACAUAGAGACACAGACACACACACACACACACAGAGACACAGACACACACACAUACAUACAGAGAGACACAGACACACAUACAGAGACACAGACACACACACAUACAGAGUUACAGACACAUACAGAGACAUACAUAUACAAAAUGUUUCCUACCUUGUGACUUACCCUGGGGGCUCAGCCUGAUGGGAGUCAGAGUUCCCACUCUGACUCCCUCCUCCUCCUUCCUUCCGCGCGGGUCCUGAUAGCUGGGAGGAGUGACCGGGGAAUCACUUCCUCCCAGCUAGUGAUGUCAUUACAGCUGUUAAAGCGCCGAGCGCUGACCGGGCCCCCUGAUAAUCCAUAUUCAUCGGGUGGCCCUGACAGCAUGGGCCACUCGAUGGACCCCUUCCAAAACGUGGCAGCUGGUACCCGGUUGCGGGGGUCCGCAGGGCGGCUGGGUCCCCUUGAGUGCCAGACCUGGUCGCAGCUGCGACCCCUGCGACCGCGGUAUGUACGCCGCUGAGUAUAGUGAUUAUAGCAAUCCCCAGAGUGUAGUUCUCCAAUCCCCCAAACAUGAGCCAAGACUUCAUGAAGAUACAAGGUGAUCUGAGCUUUAAUGGUUCAGGUUGGCUUUUAUACAAUUCUUCAGGCCAGAGGAACACCCUCUGGACCUGAUGGGGCCCAGGAACACAAACCAAUCAAAACAAACAUACUGUCUGUGACACACCCAUGUACAGCACCCAAUCCCUCCCCUCUGCUUGGGAGAUAAUUGAGUAAAGUCCUGUAAGUAACUCAAUUAUCUCCAGGCAGAAAAACCACAUUUUCACAAAGUUCAGAAAGUACCCCAAAACAUAACAUACCCCAAAACUUUACAUCCCUGGAUAGCCCUGAUCUGGGUGAACAACAUAUCCAAAACUCACCCAUAUCAGAGGAGGGGUUCAAAACGUUCAUAGAAGUCUCUUUUUGACCGGUUGCAAGCAUGGCUUCAUGCCCAAAACAGUUCCAGGGAAUUAGGGCCAGCGGUUGGUCUCUCUUUGUGGAGUACAAAAGUACUUACAUUACAUGAAUGUAGCCUUUUAAAGUGUAUUGGGCAAGGUAUAUUGCAGGGCCCAUAGUCACAGGGUAGGAGGCAAGCAAACAGACCCCUCCAAAAACUUGUGGCAAACUCACAGAAAAAGGGGAGUUUGUCACAACGUCUAAUGACUGUGGGACAGUUUUCGGGUGAAGCUGAAAGCUGGUAAUGAGGAAACAAAGUUUAAAUGGUUCACUCACCGGAAUUGGGACAGUUAGGAGGUGUGGGAGAGGGAUGAGGAGACACUUCUCUCUCUUACCAAUGAUUCUCCAGGUAUUUCACUCAAGGAAGAGGAACUGAAUUGGCAGCAGUAGUGGCUACCAGGGCUUUUAACUCCUAUCAAUAUCAAUAUGAGACAGUGUCAUUAUAUACUAAACCAUCAUGUACUGAAUAAAUAUACAAAACAUUGAAAUAGACAAAUCAGUACAAACAUUUUGUCUAAAUUUCACCCUAUUAUUAAUCUUUCAUAUGUUAAUUCUUGUAUUCUUCUCUGGAAAGUUUCCUUAACGUAGACUGAUACAGAUUGAUUUCUGAAACCACAACUAACAUCAAUGAAUUGCAUGAUAUGCUGCUACUCCAGUGUUUAGCCAGAAAUCACAAUUAGAAUAUAUUUUUAGGGGAUAACUGCUUGUGCCAGGCGUUGGAUGGUAUCUCGAGAAAAAUCCAAUCAAAUGUGUUUAUAUAUACAUUCACACUGAAUCUCAGGAGAAUAUUGCUCCUUGUGGGUUAAAUAAGAUCUCAGCUUUAUUCAAGUCAUAUUGAAAGCAUAAUACACCAGCAAAACAUUGCAAAAACCAAAAAAAAAAAAAAAAAUUCCACCGUAUAAAAGCAACAUGGGGGCAUACAGACACAAAACAUAAAAAAAAGUUUGCAGAGCGUGUUUCUCACAGCACCAGAUUCUUCUUCAGAAACUGCGUGAAUCGCAUUCAGCAGACGUCUUGAUGUUUUGUGUCUUCCCCCCAUGUUGCUCAAAUACAUUGGAAUAGUUUGUUCUUGCAAUUUUCAGUUGAAACAUUAUGCUUUAUAAAGACUUAAAACAACUGAUAUUUUAUAUAAUUCACAAAGUAAUAUAGUACUGAACUUGAGCAUCAAGGUAAACAUACACUUUUGGUUUUUAAAACCAUUAAAGGGACACUCUAAACAUUAGAACGACUUAAGCUUAAUAAAGUAGUUUUGGUGUAUAGAUCGUGCCCCUCUCACUGCUCAAUUCUCUGCCGUUUAGGAGUUAAAGGAACACUAUAAUGUUAGGAAUAUAAUAAUGUAUUCCUAAUGCUAGAGCGCUAUUGGAUUAUUUGCCCCCUUCCCCUGUAUCCAUUCAAAAUAAUUGUACUUAUCUUUAUUCCCCCAGUGUGCCAGGUUACCCACUUCUCCCGGCUGUGAUCGUCAAUCUAAAAUUAUUCUAAAAUUAUUUUAAGACCUAUUCUAAAAUGAAAUGUCUCACUAAAUUAAAACAGUCAAUGGAGCUGCUAAUGCUUAACAAGCAGUGCGUUUUAUGCUGGCGUAAGCUACUUUUCAGUCCUAAUUGAGAUGAUGGUAAUUUUAUUUUUUUUAUAUAUAUAUAUGUAUUGCCAUUAAGUUAUAAAAAAUAGAGACCCGUAUCUCACUCUUAUAUAGACAGAGUUAUCUAUGAAACACUUGGCUUUCAAUCUUGUGGUUUACAAUAUCACUUGAAUCCCUGAAUGCCUUUACUUUUUCAUGAUACAUCGUUCAUUAUUUCAUGUGAUUCACACACAUUAUGUUAUCCAGGGACUUCCAGGAUAAGCAAUUCUUUCAAUGCCUUACAGGGAAUUGCUGUGAGGCUGCCCACAGAACCAGUCAGUGAGUCUGUUUCGUGAUGUGUCUGUGUCUAUAUUUGGAUGUGUCAAUGCAUAAGGGAAUUGCCAACUUAAAGGGAUACUAUAGGCAUACAAAUAACUUUAUCUUAAUGAAGCAGAUUUGGUGUAUAGAUCAUGCCCUAUGUAGUCCCACUGCUCAGUUCUCUGCAAAUGAGCAGUUAAGUCACUUUUGUUUCUUUUCAUGCAGCGCUAGCCACACCUCCCUUGGCUGUGACUCACACAGCUUGCAUGAAAAAAAUGUUUAAUUUUCAAUCAGAUGUUAACUUUCUUUAGAUGUUUGUAUCACCUGCUCUGUAAAUUGAUUUUUAUUUACACAGAGGCUCCUGCAAACUCUAGAUGGCUUUUAACAGAGCAGGAGAUACAUUCUAGAUUAAACAGACUGUGCAAUAAAGGAAGUUUAAACAUUAGAUCUCUCUUUUCAGGAAGUGUUUAGGAAAGCUGUGUGAGUCACAUGCAAGGAGGUAUGACUAGGGCUGUUUAAAAAAAGUGAUUUAACAGCAGAGAGUUGAGCAGUGAGACUGCAGAGGAAUGAUCCAGACACCAAAACCACUUCAUGAAUCUUAAGUUAUUUUGGUGUCUAUAGUAUCCCUUUAAACCAUUUUUAAGAAAUAUAAAAAAGCACGCUCAAUUGCAUUAUUUUUUCAUCAAAUGCUGUUCCGACAAAUAAGAUCCUAUUAUCACAUCAGUACGCACAGUGACAAUGUGUCCAAUUAAUAUACUCACAGGUCACUGUAAGGAAAGAUGUAUACACAUAUAUUAUUAAUAUCCCUUGUUGCAUCUCAGUGGACAGGGUUAGCAAGAAUGUAAGCUAAUGGUUAUAGAUGAAGACCUCCACUAUAUUAAUAUUAUGUUUCCAUACUGUUGCCAAACGAGUGUCAUAUUGAGUGAUGGCUAACCGUGACUGACUGUAAUAAUGAUCGCCUGAGUCAGCUACUGUUGAGCUGUAAAGCAGGAAGAUUAAUAAGAAACACAGUAUUUAUUUAAUAAUAUCAUGACAGGUCUUUGAGAGCAAAAAGGGCAUUACACACAAGAUAUCAAUCUCAAAAAGCAUUCAGAGCUAUGUUUAUUUCAAUGGAACUUUUUAGCUUUUUAAAAAAUAUUUAAGUGUUUAUGGUUUUUCACUGGUGCAAAUUUAUUGUUGACAAUAACAACAUUUAUUGUUAUUAUCAAUUUUCAGUCAUAUUAACAGUAUAACUUGCAAAUAAUUCAUGGAAUUGUAUGCAUGUAUUCUGUGGAAGAAUGGGUCGAACCUCACUCUUUUAACAGGGUUAUUCAGUGAGAAUUGAAAGUGAUUUUCAAUUUUACGGCCAAAGAUAGUCAAAUUGAAAACAGAAUUGAAUUAGAAAAUGUUUCAAUUCAGAUAUUUUGGCCUAUAUUAUGAAAUUUACUUUGGAUUCCUUUAAAUUCUCACUUUAGUAAAUAAUCAUUUGAAUAUUACUAUUAUUAUUAUUUAAUUUGCAUGGCAUGCUUUGGCUGUGUCAGGAUAGCCAGGCAUAAUAUGUAAAUUAUAAAAUGGUUCAGAAUUUAUUUUAGACAAAAGUACAAACCCUUAGCUGACUUUUUUUUAUAAUGAAUAGCUGACUACAUGAUAGUAAAUUUAUAUGCUGGAUUUCUUAUUUUGUUAUUUUCAACCUUUCCAUUUCUUUCCAGUGUAAAACGAUUUUAUUGAUGUUGCUAAAGUUGUGUUCUAUUUUUGACUUUAACACAGUUAUUUACUGGAAUAUUUUUAGACAAACAUUGUUGAACUGUUAUCAUAGCUGACUUGGAUAAUUUUUUUCAAUUAAAAAUUCGCAUUGAAUUAACUUUGAAUUCCCCACAAUUCUCACUUUAGUGAAUAACCCUGAAUAUAUAAUAUUGGUUUGUCCACUCAUGGUGGGAUUGCACACCAAGCAUAUGAGCAUAUGAUAUAUGCAGGGGCGUUUUAGCCGCGAGGCAAACAAGGCAUUUGCCUUGGGCGGCAUUUUCCAGGGGGCGGCAAAAAAAGCCGCCCCCAAAUGCCGAGGGCAAAUGCCUUGUUAGCCUCGCGGCUAACAGACAUGCCGGGCGGCUUGAGAGGGAGCUCUUUUACUGAGCAGUCUUCUCAGCUCCCUCGCGCGCCGCAGAGUGAGGCUGGGAGAUGGAAUAUGACGUCAUAUUCCGGCUUCCAGCCUCACUCUGCGGUGCGCGAGGGAGCUAAGCAGACAGCUCAGAAGAAGUGCUCCCUCGCCAGCCCACCGACCGCCCAGCAGCCACUGCACCCCCAGGAAGAGAGGGAACCCACCAUCCCCAGCAUUCCCAAAGGUAAGGAGGCUGGGGGGGGGGGGAUUUAAUAAAUAAAAAAAUGUUAAUGUGAGUGAGUGUGUGUGUCUGUUAGUGUGUGUGUCUGUUAGUGUGUGUGUCUGUUAGUGUGUGUGUGUCUGUUAGUGUUUGUGUGUGUCUGUUAGUGUGUGUGUGUCUGUUAGUGAGUGUGUGUUAGUGUGUGUGUGUGUAUGUUUGUUAGUGAGUGUGUGUGUCUGUUAGUGAGUGUGUGUUAGUGAGUGUGUGUGUGUUAGUGUGUAUGUGUUUCUUUUAGCUAGUGUAUGCGUAUCUGUCAGUGAAUGUGUGUGUGUAUUUAGAAGAAGGGGUGGGGGGAAGGGUUGGGUGGGGGUGGCCUAGGGCAGCACCAAACCAGGAUACACCACUGGAUAUAUGCAGUGCAUAGCGUUGUUAUUGCAGCCUGCAUAGAAUGCCUAUAGUUUACCCUCACUAACACCUCUAUAUGAGACAUUCCUAUUUCUACAGUUGAUAAAUGUGCACCAUUGCUUACUAAUAAUAUCUAUCCAUACAUACAUACAUAAAUGCUAACUAAAGGCUUAUAUAUUCUGUAUGUAAAGCUAACAGAAAUAUUUUCAAUGUCCAGAAUUAUUUCUCAAGUAUGGUUAUACUUGUUGCAAUCAAAUGCAAUAAAACAAUUUGUAAGCAUCUAAUGAAAACAGAUCAAUGUCAAAGUGCAUUUCCCAGUGAUUCAUCAAUAUGGAAACCAUUCAUUGAUUCAUGCUGAUGUACAUUCAGCAAAUAUUCAUGGAUCCUUAAUGUCGAAAUGAUUUCCUACCUAAAGCGUUGACUGAGUUUACUGUAAGUGGUGAGGAAAUAACAUAGCCGUUGGAGCUCAAAAAUAAAUUAAAGUUAAGCAAGGCUGCCCUUUAUGAGAAUUCAGCAGUCAAUGAAGUAAAGUGAAAAUAUUGUAACCUAUUCAGAAUCUUUACUGCUCAACGCUCUCUUUUAUUAGUAGUCUGGCACUCAAAGUGUUAAACAAUUAAAUAAUAGUAUAUGUUCAGUGAUCUGUAAAACUCUGAUUUAAACAUUAAAUUAAUACUAGUCAGUAUUGACCUUGAGUGUUUAUUGAGUAGAUUGCUAUUUAAUAUGUCAGAAAAGGGGGUAUCUGACCAUAUGCCAAGAGCCAAAGGCAGGUUACCAGUUUACGCUCCCUCUUCACUAUUCCUAUGGGGAUGAUGAAUGGAGCCAGGCUUGGUCAAGUAUCUUUGUUUCAAAGGAAGGUAGGUCUAUAAGGAAGGUAGGUCUAUUGUAUAGGUUACAGAAUUAAUCCAGCAAAUGAUCAUGUAGCUCACAAUGUAUCAAGGAGCCAGUUCUGGGUAUGGUACUAGUAAAUAAAUAUUUUAGGUAGACCAUCAUACUUAACCUCCCAUUUUGGACGGAUGGACCUUCUUGAAGACAGUGGUUGGUCUGUCCCUUUUGGAUCAUAGAGGACCUUUCCAGUGUGUCUCUGACCUGUGUCCUCAACCUUAGCUUAGUCAAAUGAGGCAAGAGUUUAUUUUUCCAAAAAUGUUGCUGGAAUGACUGAUGGGUGGAGAGAAUGGACCAUUCUGAGAAGAAUCAUAUUUUUAUUACUAGAAUAUUCAGAACAGGACAACAGAUCCACUUAAUUAUCAUUGUGAUCAGACACAAAACAACAUAGGUAUUGCUCCAGAGAUUGGUUGUAACUUUUUUCUUAACAUUCUUUUUUAAUUUUUAUUUUCUGUGAAUCACAUGUCACAACAUACAUAAGAAUAAACACAAUCCUAAUAACAGGAUUCACGUGUUAUAAUCUAAACCUAACAGAACUAAGCUACAAUAGAGCAGAUCUGCUGAUUCUCAUUCAGAACAAUUAAGUAGUAUAGAUAGGCAAGGGUCUUAAGAUUGAAAAGGUAGGGACUACGCUGAUGGUGGCCCAAUACGACUCACAGCAAAAAGAGCUCAAUUUGGGACAUGUCCCUCUAUUAGCAGAGAGACCGGGAUGGUAAAGAAAUGCUUAAGUCCCGAACUAAAAGCCCAACUGUGUGGAGCAAAUCCAGGGUCCAGAAAACCCAGAGGUAAAGAAUUGAGAUGGAGGUAAGCCUCUGGCUUGCCUACCUUAAGGUCUCGUUCAAAGCACUCAGGUGAGAGGCUGGUUCCAGGUGAUGGAUCUGUGAUGGAGCAAAAGAGUGACAAUGUUGUCACUUGGAACAUUGCAUGAAGCUGCAGGUGAUUUAGCGAUGUGGUAUGCAAUGUUUAUGUUCUAGUUUGGACAAAGUCCUUCACAUCAAUGAUAAUAAACUCCCACCAAAAUAAUAUGCGAAAAGAUACUAAAAUGUGUUUCUGUGCCACGGCUUGUGCUCUGUUAACUGCAAGCUUAUUCCGUCAUGUACACAGAGUGUGGUUGCAGUUUGCUGCACUAGUGAGUGUGGCGGUAGUAGUGUUGCAGGCAGGAUACAGCAUUAUUGAAGAUGAAUAAUCCGUUUUUUUUUCCUUAACUGCAUGUUAUGCAAGUGUCUAAGCACCGUAUACUGCAGUGCACUGUUUGCUGUGUGUAGUGAAGACAAACAGUUACAUUGAAGUAGUAGUAAAUCCACUAAGCAGUAAACAAUUUUUCAGCACAAACAGAAGGCAGGGUGGAACCACUACAAUGACAGACAUUUUAGAAAAUGGGGGGAACAGCAGCAGCAGUACUUUAUCCACUAUUAUCACCUUUAGACUGAGCAGUUGGGAUAUUGAUGAGAGUGACAGUCAUCAACAUAGGCAGGUUGGUUAGGGAUAGUUGGACUUAUCAUCCCAGGCAAGUGACCAACCAGCAUACUCUUGAACAUUUUGUGUUGUAGUUCCUACAGACCACAUGAUAAAUGAACACUCAAUGGGUAUAUGUGUCCUAAAAACACGUAGAGAAGAUUCUAGGGGAUAAGGAGUAUAAAAAGAGAGGAGGAAAAUACAUCUUAGCUGUCAGUGAUACAAUACUGACAGCCUACAUACCAACACUCUCUCCCUGUGAAUCUAACUAAGAAAAGACAGGAUAGAAAAGGUUAAUAUUGUGAGGAGUGCAUGUUGUGCCAUAAAGUACAGUGUGUUGCAGGGCCACCAUCAGGGGGCAACACCACAAUGCUUUAGCAGUCCUGGGCCCCACAUUCCCUCUCUGCACAUAUAUAUAGCGAUGAUCGCUAUAUAUAUGUGCAUCCGCGGGCCCCCCGGCUCCCUAUACUUGCAGAGGGGGCCCAGCAGACUGCAUCUGAAUGUUACAGCUCUUCCCUCUCUCUAACUCCUGUGAGACGUGGGGCCAUCAGAGCGGUGCCACGGGUUACCAUGGCAGCGCUCUGUGCGGCACGCAUGGCACGCACCUCACACUCGCGGGAGUUAGAGAGAGGGAAGAGCUGUAACAUUCAGAUGCAGUCUGCUGGGCCCUCUCUGUAAGUAUAGGGAGCCGGGGGGCCCCACAAUGCCACCGGACCACCAGGGAUGGAAUCUCCCCCCUCCCUGAACCAGGUAAGAAGUAGGGAGGGGAAAUAGCUUUUAUUACAUUUAAUGUGGGGGGAGGGGAAAAUGCUCCAUUUACACAACAUGCAUACACUAGUAAACACACACUCUGCAUUGACUUCACUAACACACACUCUGCAUUCAUUACACACUAACACACACUCUGCAUUCACUACACUAACACACACUCUGGAUUCACUACACCAACACACACUCUGCAUUCACUACACCAACACACACUCUGCAUUCACUACACCAACACACACUCUGCAUUCACUACACCAACACACACUCUGCAUUCACUACACCAACACACACUCUGCAUUCACUACACCAACACACACUCUGCAUUCAUUACACUAACACAAACUCUGCAUUCAUUACACUGACACACAGGCAGGGGAUGGCAGCCCUGGUGUUUUGUGUGAGACAUAUAGAGCCCAUAGGCACUUCCAACAGGUUAAUUAAAUACACUGUAGUCCAUUUAGCAUGAACACUAUUUAAUUAAUUUCCCAUGUUAAAAUUAGUGUAGGACACAUCGAUAUUGGCGUAGUGGUGGGCUUAACAUGAUAUUGUCAAAUGGUGAAACUGAAUCCCCAUAUGUGUUUGCUGGCAUAGCUGAUUUUAUGUAGCCAUAUAAAACUGUAUUUUUGUGUGUGAGCUGUUCCUUAAUCUGUAUUUUGUAUAAAUUUUGGUCUCUACGGCAGCACCACCGCUAAGAAAUGCAUGUUCUGGUUGUGCCCCGAAUUCACUUUUUUAUAUUUUUAUUUAUUCCAGAAAUAUACUAAUAAAUUUUGACCACUGGGAAUUGGCAUUUCUAAAAUACCUGAUAUUGUAUAGCCAUAAAGCCAGUCAAUACUGUAGCCGUUUCUGCAUGUCAGCACGGCACCUUUAUUCUUCUUUUCUUUGGAUUAAAUUCUGCUAUCCACCAACCACCCCUACCCUCUCCAAAAUAAAAAAAUCCUGCCUUUGAUAAGUUAGGCAAUAGGUAUAUAAUUGAAUCUAGAAGACACAGGGAUUAUUUAAUUUGUUAUGAAGAUGGUUUUCCAUCACUGAUAUAUGAUACAUUUUUGUGACCAUUGAGUAUAGAUUACCUUUGAAGGAGAUGCCUCCAUUCUUCUAAAGCAAAGAUAAUGGCAAGUAACUCUCAGUUGCCUAUGCUGAAGUUUCUUUCAGUCAGAGGGAAAAUAAAUAAUAAGUUCACAUUUUGUACAAUCAAUAACACUUUCAGCAUCUCCAGAAUCUAUUGAGGCCAGAACCAAAAAAUAUUCUCAGAAUGUCAAGAAACUGGAAGGGAGAGUCUUGUUGUACCAAUUUAGUGGUCCUGUCAUAAUGUCAGGGUAACACUAACCCUAAUUUGCAGAGAAAAGGUCAGAACACAAGAGUGAGAAAAAUAACACAGGAUAGCCUAGAAUCGUUAGAGUGGUCAAGCUUAAUGCUAUUGCUUCUAGAAAGGUGAAAGACACCUUUGACCUAAGAGCAUUGACGGUGACACAGCUUGAUUACCUGGUGAUGCCCAUAAAUGAGUGAGCCCACCCUGAAAUAAUGCAGAAUUGCCCACAGUAGGGACGUGUGAGUCUGGCGUCAAGCACACCAGACUCACAAGCAGCCUCCUGGCAGAAAGGACUAUGUGGAAAGGACUGCUUAAGCACUUUCUGCGUUGUCCUAGUGCUUGCAGCACAGCACAAGAAUGUCUAAUAAUGCUCUCAUGCUGUGGUGCCUGGGGAGAGUUCCUUGGUGUCACCAAAUAUGGGACACCUAGUGUCCUAUUCUACCUAUCUCACUAAAGUGGGACAGUUGGGAGGCAUGCAGUAAAAAUGGGAUUUCACCCAGAGGGAAGGCACUUAUCAGCCAAACCUGUACACUCUGGUUUAGACCCGACAAGUCUCCAAGCAUGGUUAUUGGCAAAAAUUUAAUUUACAUAACGAUCUUCUGUUCCAUACAAUGACAUUCUUAACCGCUGUCACAUCUAACAUAUCUACUUCCCAUAUCAGUAUUUGCUACCAAACUACCACAGUGCAGUGUUUGUUUAGUCAUUUAUUAUAAAUCUGAAACAAUGAACCAGUAAAAUGGAAAUAAUACUGAAAGUAUUAAAUAUUCAUAAACUAGAAUCCAUUAGUGUUUUAAGGACAUUAUAAAAAGCUAAAUUAGAUGUUAAAAGGAGAACUGCUGCAUGGUAUUUUGUCUAGAUAGCUAUUGUAAGAGUUCGCUCACAUUGCGUCCAUUGAAAAAUGCAAUACUAUUAAAAGGAUGGUGUCUAUUACAAUGGAAAUAAAACUGGUUGUUACAGAAAAUGGCAUUCUACUCUUGAAAAUUCUUAGUUUCUACAAUAAAAUAACCAGUCAGUAAAAAAAAAAAAAAAAUGUGGUCAACAUAUUGGAAGGGAUAUAAAUCAUAUUAUUUUUCACAAAGAGGCCUUGAUUUAAUAUUUUUGGAUAAGGUUUACAAAUGACUUCAUAUUUUUGUAUAAUCUAAGGAAAGUACAUACUUUUCAAAGUAAUAAAAAAAUCAAAACCUAUAUCAUUUGAAAACAAUAUAUCUAGAAAUAUAUAUAUUUUUAGAUAAUUAAAAAAAAUUUAAAUAAUAAAUCAUUUGAAAAAUAUCAGAUCUAGGCCUAUGCUUGUUGUAUGAUUUAAAGCAUUCUACUUAGAGCAAUAAUGACUGACCUUGGCAAAGCAGAUGUUCGCAAAUUACUUUCCCAUGAUGCUCAGCCAGCCCUUAGGGAAACAUAGGACACAGAUCUGCUGUGCCAAGGUUAGCAAUAACUAGGGGGGCAAUUCAAAAAACACUGCAAAGGAGUGUUUAUUAAGUUCACUGUUACUAUGUAUUUUCAAGUACUUCUCAAAUUUUCUAAGUUGAGUUUAACCCUUAAUUCUAUUUUAAUAUAUGUGCCAUCAGCCAACUCAGGCCUUGGGUAAUAAUCAUGACAUUCACAAAAAUCAAUCGAUCCAUUUAGACUUGAGGUUUAUUUUAUUAAGGAAUAAAUCUAGUUUGUUUUUUUACUGCUGAUUGUAUUUUUCCCUCUGUUGGUUGUUACUUUUAUUCAUUUGAUCUGUAAAGCAAAAGGCAGGUAAUUGCGCCUAGCAGUAUACUAAAAAAAUAUAUAGAUAAUUUAUUUUAUGUAUGUAUUUUGCAUUUGGCCCAUUUUUGUGCCUUUUGGUUCAUCUGAAUAUUUCUUUGUUAAUGAAAUUUGGCCAGGUGGCCAUAUGGCCGAAAUUUGUCAGUCCCGAAUUCUUAUUUUAUUUUAUGCAAAGUUGGUUAAGCUGAAAAAAACAUUUCUAAGCCUUAUGUCUGCUAAGUGAAAGUGUUAAAUACAUAAGUUAAAAUAUCAGAUUGAUGACUAAAAAGUAAAAUCACUAACUGUGCAUUGUUUGUUUAUCUUUCUUGCAGUUUCUGAUUUGUGGAGUGUGCGGAAUUUUCUGUGCAAAAAAGAAAUCAGGACUUAUAGUAAGUAUUUCUGUUUUCUAACACAUCCAUUUCACCUGUAGAAUCACCAACGGUAUUUCUUGAGAAAAAUGUUUAUCCAGUGCUGAUCUGUUUUAAUAAAACCUUCUUGUCUUUAAAGGGACACUUCACUGCUCAAAUACAAAGUAAAUAAAACAUUACUAUUUUGUAGAUCUACACCCCAAUGCAUGCAGACUUCCUAAUGCAGUUCAAUGCAAGGCAGGUGCUCAGGUUAAUUGCCUGCCUCUUGAGUUAAUCUCCAGGGAGCUAACCAAACCAGGAAGUAACAGGGCCAGUUGUCUGACAAGCCAGGGGUGCAACCAGGUUUAUUUAUGAAUGUGCCAAUUUCCAACUGAAAUCUGCACAUUUACUAAACUGAAAAAGAGGACACGCUCUUCACACUUAACCACUUCAGCAAGCUAAAGUGCUUUAGAGGUUUGGAGUGUACUGUGUUUCUUUAAGGAUCCCAUUCUGAAACAUAAUGAUCUGCUGAUUUAGUAAAUGUAGACCUGCACAGAGCUGUCUACCCUUACAGAGCUAGAUAAGUGUCAAACCGUUUGUAUGAAGUUCGAUAGCUUACUGUGGAUUGGCAGGGCACAUCUGACACCAUAACCAUACCUCCUAACAUUCCAAAUAGAGAAAGAGGAACACUUUAAAGGGAUUCUAUAGAACCAGGAAAACAACCCUGUUUUCCUGGCACAAUAGGCUUCUGGAGUGCCCCCCUCCCUCAGUUCCCCUCUCCCAUGGCGUUGAAGGGGUUAAAACUGGCUGGGAGACUUAAUGCGCAUGCACUUCAAUGGCCGCGCGCAUUAGACCUUCCAAUAGGAAAGCAUUAUUCAAUGGUGAGGAUGUCCAGUGUCAGAUAAUGGACCAAAAGUCUUUUUGGAUUCCGGAAGCCCUCUAGUGGGCAGAGGGCAAACUUAGAGCUGCAAUGUAAUGUUUUACAUUGCAGCACUAGGUGCAAAAGGGUCACAGCACACAGACUACUUUAAUUAGCUGAAGUGGUCUGGGUGCCUACAGUGUCCCUUUAAUUAAGGUGUGAGUUGGGUGUGGCCAGGGUGGGGCUGUUCAGAGAACAUUUAGGUGACUUACUAAUAACAAUUAAUGCAACUAAAAUGGAAUUUAGAACAAGAACAAUGUAUCUUAUUUAAACAGACUGAUUUCUAAACACAUUUAUAGUAGUAUAAGGACACAUUAAUGUCAGUUCAGUUAUACACUCAGACACACCCACAAUAUGAAGCUCCUAGAAAAGAGGGAAAAGUGGGAAAUUAGGUCAAAAAGUGGAACAGAAGGAUUUGGGCUCAGAAUAGGGACUGCUCCUCCUAAAUAGGGAUACUUGAGAGGCAUGCUAUAACCACAACAGUAUGCUGUAGUGGUUACAGUGCUAGAAUAUCCGUUUAAUCAGAAAAGUAACUACAAACACAAUCGCAUUUCUGAGUGUGAUUGUCUUGGGUAACCCAAGGUUUCUUUUUAUGGUUUAUCAGAAGAAUGUGUGUUAACAUUUUAAUAAAUUUAUGAAGCCAUAAAAAAGAUCGGAGUAUGGGGUUUGUCCUGCACUGGCUGCUUGAAUUAGCUUCCAUGUGACAGUGGAGGAUCCCCAUGCCUCUCUCAUUGACUUGCUAAACAAAGUAUGUGUGGGUUAAGUUCUGUUUUGGCCUCCAAGGUGAAGGUAAAACUGCUAUAUAAAUAGUGCAAUGACUCACGGUCCUCAUUCUGUCACAUGGAAAUCUGAUUUGCCCAAAGUUAGCUGUUUUUUUUUUUCUCAACCUAAUAUUUGCUGUGAGUUUAAGAAGUCCAGUGAAUCAAAAGGAUACAAUAUCAAACAAAAUAAACAGGCAAUAAAUAAAUAUUGCUGGUCUAAUUUUCUGGGAACAAAAAACAAACCUCAGAUUUACUCAAUGUUUUGGCUUUGCUAAACCAAUACACAUCAGAGGAAAUGUAUAUUUGAGAAAAAAAUGCAAAAGAAGCAUUCUCAGGUCUUAAAAAGCACUCUACACCCUGAAAGCACUUCAAGAUUGCUUAAUUGCGGUUGAUUUCAAGAGAAUGUGGCCCUUUUAUGAAUUGAUUUGGAAUAAUUUGAGAACUCCCUCCUGGACGUCGUGUUGACAGCCUGAUUCAUUCUGCUUUAACAACUGUUCAAGCAGACGUGACAGCUACCUUAUGGAAACAUUAAUGAAUCAUUCCCUAUUAGAAGCAAUCUAUUGAGCGAUCACAACAAUUGCUGCAUUUGAUCGGUACAAUUGCCCAUCAAGAGUCAAUAUUCUCCCAAUAAGAAGGGGAGACAUCAGUGACAGUCACCCUGGGGUGGAGCGCAGAAGCCGUGACAGAGGAAUUGCUGCAGGAUGAAAAAAAGAUGUUAUUCUUAUUUAAAGGGACACUCCAGGCACCCAGACCACUUAAGCCCAUUGAAGUGGUCUGACUGCCAACUCCCAUCACCUUUAACCCGGCAAGUGUAAUUAUUGCCGUGUUCAUAAACUGCAAUAAUUACCUUGCAGGGUUAAGUCCUGCUCUAGUGGCUGUCUAUGCAUGAGGACCUCCAACGUCGCCAGAAUCCCCAUAGGAAAGCAUUGAAUAAUGCUUUCCUAUGGGGAGGUCUAAUGUGCAUGGCCAUUUCCGCUCAUGCGCAUUAGGUCUCCCCCGCUAGCUGACAUCGGCGGGGGAGGAGCAUGAGUGCAGCCUGACUCAUCAUCUAGGGCAGGGGUAGGCAACCUACGGAACUAGAGGUGCCUUUGCACGGCACUCAAGGCUACAAGAGCCAAACAGGCUCUGGCCUGUCAGGAGUCCCAGUGAAACGUCAGAAAUCUGCUAAUAUGAAAAGGUGGUGAAGGACAAUCCUCCAUUUAUGCAUUGCAGCACCUAGAGAAAGUGAUCUCAGAUCACUUCCUCGCAGCACUUGUGAAUGGGAAUCCACACUGGAGUAGAGCAGCCCACAGCUUCCUGUUGCAGCUUCUGUCCUUGAGCUGUACCUGGCCAACCUGGACCCCACAAAAACCCAGGGAAGCCUCAGAGCUACAGAAUAACCCUCCCCUCAUACAAAUUAUACAAACACACACACAGUCCGCACAAUCACAACACCACCAACAAUCCAAAUACAUGCACACAACCCCACAUGCAGCCUCUCACAUGCAAUACCCCAAACAGCCCCACACAUACUCACACUACCAAAUACACAAUGUGACAUAUCCACCCACACACAAUUCCACAAGCAGCCCCCAUACACAGCCCAAAUUCAUAUGUAUUAUACAUGAUACCACAAACUAUUAAUGAACAUAUACAAUAUAAUAGCUCAUAUACGCACAAAUACAACGAUACAAAGCAAAUGCAGUAUAAAUAACACAAGCAGAAUAUGGCAACAUGCACACCUCAAUUUAAAGAAAUAGGACCGACAUGCUACGGGACAUCACAAUCAUAUUUCGGCACAGUGCUGCUAAAAGGUUGCCUACCCCCGAUCUAGGGACAUCAGCGCUUGAUUCAGGUAUGUCACUGUAUAGGUUUUAACCUCUUCAGCAACAUGGGAUGGGAGGGAGGGGGGCAUUGCAGGAUCCUGUACUGUCAGGAAAAUGGGCUUGUUUUCCUGGCACUGGAGAGUGCCUUUAAAGUUAAAGGGGGUGCAUCUGGCACUUAUGAAAUUAAUAUCCAAUGAAUAUUGGUUUUAAUGUUGGAGUGUUCCUUCAAAGUUGCAUAGAUUGGCAUCAAUAUGUUGAUUAUCCUCAAAGUUAAUCACAUAGAAUACAUUUUAUUGUCUUUAUUCAAAUUUCAAAGACCAAAAUAACAGAUUUGGAAAAUUAUCUGUCGGUUCAUUUUCCGUUUUGGCUAUGGCCUAAAAUUAGCAAAUCUCUUUUCACUUUAUAAUUAUAGCUUUAUUUGAAUUUUUUAAUUUUGUUUUUUGAUUUUUGGGGUAUACUAGUUACGCCAGAAUAUUAGGGUACAGGCUGCUCAGAUUAUUCUCUUAUUAUUAGCAUUAUUAUUCUGCAGUAUUAGUAUUUCUUAUUAGAUUAUUUUCUAAAAUAUGAAUUGUUGGGAAUUUACUUGAAAACUAUAUGUUUUAGCUUUUAGGCCAUGCUGAAAAUAAAAAAAUAAAACGUUAAAAAAAAUGUUAGCUAUGUUUGCAGCUCAGCCGUUUUGGCCCAAAUCUGACAUAUUAAAAUUCACAUUUUAAUAGUUAGCCUUAUAGAUAUCAUAAAACAAUGCCAUUUUUCUAUACAUUGUCCUAGCAAAUGUAUAGUUUUGGAGAAAAGACUAUUAAAAAUAGGUCUUCGGACCACCUGUCAAUCAAAUCUUAGGCAUAAGAUUGACUGACAAAGGAGAGUAGAAAAGACCUCCCACAGGUCAUCCUUCUGUUCUCCACACAUAGCAACCACAGUCCAUGUUCUGUGGUUGUUGUGGCAAUUCAUUAGCACCUAGUGCUUCCAGCACUGGCUAGGGAGUAUAGGAACAUAGUGACUGAUGUCACUCCAUUCAGAUGCUGGCAACAAAGUGACCAGGUUGUUGUCACACAGGAGUUUUGCCCUGUUUGGGCAGAAAAUUACAUCUGCUAAUGUAGUAUGUUGUUAUCACAGGGAAAAAGAGAUGCACUUACACUUUGUGGAGAUAUAGUGUAGCUCCUAUUUAUGCACCACUUCAGGGCUCCAAAAAAUACGAGUGCAUAUUCAUUUAUUUACUUAUCCUGUGUCCUAUUCUAAAUAUGCUGGACCCUUGGCCUUUUUACUUGUUGCAUAUCAAAUGGAAAGAGAUACACUCCAAAUCCACAGGUGUGGAUUAUGCCGAUCUAGCACAUAAACAGAAGCUACACUAUAGCUUCACAAAGUGCAAGUAAUCAUAAUUUUCAUUAAAAUCAGCGCUUUGUGAAUGCAUGGAUCCUAUAUUUUAUAUAGGAUGUAGAUGCAAAAAGCACUAAUUUGAUUUUAGUAAUUCUGAGAAUUACCAGUCUGGUUAGGAUGCAUUCAUUUUCACUAAAUGGUGUCCCUCUGGACAAAAUUUGAUAAUUUGGUGUUUAAUAAAUAAACCUGCAAGGUAAUAAAAAUGAGGCUUCUAUAUAUCUGCAACUUGUAGUAUUCUGGCUGGAACGACUUAAGUUGUAAAUGGUAUAUAAAUAUCAAUAAUAAUAAUAAUAAUAAUGUGCAUGAGGAGAAACAAAUUAAUUAAUUUCAUUUCCAUUAAUUAAUUUUUGAAUUUUGGGUUGUCCUAAAUUAGAAUAAAUACUGAGUUGGAUGAAUUGAAUUCCUUCCAAAAAAUUUUUAAUUUUUGAAAUUUGGAUACCUAUUAUUCACUCUCGGGAAUGAAUGAAGGCGUCAGUCACAAAGUUACAAUGUACCAAUUUAGGGAGUUAUUUCCUAAACUGCUGAAAGAUCAACAUUAAGAGAAGCCCUUUUCUUAAUUUUGAUCUUUAAACUAUUUAGCAGAUUACUUACGUGGGAUUGCCAUAAGGAUACCAAUUACCAAAUAAGGGAGAUAUCUGCUAAACAAUGGCCUAAUUUGAUAUCCUUAAAUAUAGCAAUAGGUACAAAUGUAAAGGUACACUAUAGGAACCAGAAGACCUACAGCUUAUUGUAUUUUUUCUGAUGAGUAUACGCCAGAAUAUUAGGUACCUUCAGGCUUUUUGCAGUAAACACUGUAUUUUCAGAGAAACUCCAGUGUUUACAUUACCACCUAGAGAUACUAAAGAUGCUUCCUGGGGUAGAGCUGCACACUAUGCAGAACUGCCAUUCAGUGUCUACACCCUCUUCAUGGAGACGCUGAACUUUCUUCAUGGAGAUGCACUGAUUCAAUGCAUUUCUAUGAGGAGAUGCUGAUUGACCAGGGAUGUGUUUGGCUUGUACUGGCUCUACCCCUGAUCUGCCUCCUUAACAGUCUUAGCCAAUCCAAUGCUUUCCUAUGAUAUUGGCAAAUCAGGGGCAGACCCAGCACCAGCAGACUGGAAUAAAGGUAAGAUGUUUACUAUAUUUAGGGCAGUACGGGUGCGGGGAGGAGAGGGAGGGUAUAAGGGCUAGAUGGUGUUUUUAACAUACAUGAAUAAAUAGUAAUCUGUUCUUAUUGUUGCACUGUCCAUUGUUUAGUAGAUAGCUCCCUAAUUACGACAAUCCCACAGCUAGCCAGUCACAAUAAAGUAUUGAAAAAAUUAUGUUUAAUAUUCAAAAUACUUUUUUCCUGAGUUCUUCCAUUGACUCCAAUAUAUUAUUCCAAGUAUUGUUUUAUUUCAAUUAAAAGAACACUCUAAAGAAGGUUAAAAUUUAAAUAUUGGCCUCGGUACAGCAGCUGCUCCUCCUCUUCUGAAAUUGUUAUUUGUGAUGCCUUGGCCCAAUCCAGCGCUUCUCAUGAAUAGCAUUGGGGACAUACUGGGUAUUUGCAGAAGUAACUAUGCUCCGCCAUUUAGUUGCUUCUCAUAGAGUAACAUGGAAUCCAAUGCUUCUUUAUUAGAACCAUUUACAACAUCCAGCAACUUCAUGCUAUGCAUGAGUACAUCAAAUGUGAGUACACCAAAACUAGAAGAUAUUCAGUUAAACAGUGCCUCUAGUUCAGGAAUAGGCAAACCUUGGCACUCUUCUUUUGUGAACUACAUAUCCCCUGAUGCUUUGCCAGCAUUCUUAUUCUAAGAGCACUGUGGAAGAUGUAGUCCAUAACAUGUGGAGUGCCGAAGGUUGCCUACUCCUGCCCUAGUCCCUUUAGACAGACAUUUGAGGUGUACCUUAGGCAAAAUGUAAAUAUUACAAGGCAAUGUUUUAGAUUUCCAAGUAAAAUGUACUGGGUCUAUUCACCAAAACAACUUUCUUAAAAUUAAGCAGUUUUUAUUUUGUUUUGUUUUUUUGUUUUUUAACUCCAAAUGGACAAAAUCUUCUAUCCAAAUCACAAUUUUAGAUCAAAUGUACAUUUUAUCACUGAAUUUUGAAAUUAGGAGGCACAUUCAGAGACUAAUAUAGAAUCCUUUAAAAUCAUAUGCUUUGGAGGUUUGUUAACUAAACGUUAAAGUGUUGUUUGGUACACCAAUAACCAAGUUUUAAAAUGUGGUAACAUUUGCAAAGUAUGAAAAAAUUAGUGAACUGUAGUUUUUUUUAUCCAAAUUGGUCGUUUUUGUAGCUCACUACAUCAAUACACACUGACUCACAAUUUAUUAAAUUCCAAAGUGAUGGUUAUAGCAUUCAUUUUUUUUUCUAAUUUAUAGACUAAUCUUUCUACAUGAGUUUAAAAAAGUUAUUAGAAUUUUAUGUUAAUGAUACAGAAAACGUAUCCAGCAUGAAAAGUGAGUUUUUCAACAUGAUUCUAAUCAGUGUUUGCAGCCAGAUAUGUUAAGUCUUGUAGAAUACGGUUUGAUAGAUGAUGAUGGAAUAAUAUUGAAUAAUGAACCAUUGCACCUUUUCUUUAUUGUAUAGAUGAUUCUAUUCUCUGCCUGCUGUAUUUGUGGAUUAAUUGGAGGAAUAUUAAACAUUCAGUUCCUGCGUGCCCUGACCAAGAGAUCAUCAUCACUUUAUUCUUUGCACCUUGCGUCCAUAUCGCUUGCAUGUAUAGGAAUCAGUGGCUGCACGAUAUCGACGUGGCUAACCUGUCGACUAGCUAGCUACGAGCAAAGGAGAAUGUUUCUAGAAAGAGAACAUUCACUUCAUCAUUCUCAUGAAAUGACAGAAAAGGUAAGUCAUGACAGUAAUUCUAAGUUUACAAUAAUUAAUUUACAGGACAUAAAAAUACUUUAAAUGAGUAAAAGAGCCAGUGGCGGAACUACCUCCAUUACAGCCGGGCCUGCUGGCUCAUUUGGCCAAUUGGGUGGCCCAUACACUAAGGGUGACCCGAUGGGUAAUUUUGCUUUUUUGCGUAACAGUGGCCUGGUCGGGUGCCGGAGCCCUUUAAGAGCCUGACUGGGCUCCUGUGAUAUCUGCCAGCUGGGAGGAAUUGACAGCCUGCCACUCAGUGGUGUAUCCUGGUUUUGUGCUGCCCUAGGCAGGACAAAACUCAGGCACCCCCCCGCGCCACCCCCACCCGCGCAACCGCCACCCAACCUUCCUCCCUGCUCCGCCUUCUAAAUACACACACACACACAUUCACUGACAGAUACGCAUUCACUAGCUAACAGAAACACACACUCACUAACAGACACACACACUCACAGGCAAACACACACACACACACUAACAGACAUCCACACUAACAGACACACACUAACAUUAACACACACACACUAACACUAACAUACACACACACACUAACAUACACACACUAACACACAAACACUAACAGACACACUAACAUACACACACUAACAGAUAUCCACACACACUAACACACACACACACUAACAUACACACACUAACAUACACACUAACAGACAUCCAUACACACACUCACUAACCCACACACACACACUAACAUACACACACUAACACUAACAUACACACUAACAGACAUCCAUACACACACUCACUAGUGUUUUUUUUUUUUUUUUAUUUAACCCCCCCCAGCCUCCUUACCUUUGGUAAUGCUGGGGGGGGGGGUUCUUCCUCUCCCUGGGGUCCAGUGGCUGCAGGGCGGGCGGGCGGCCGCCGAGGGAGCUCUUCCCCUGAGCGCUCUGCUCAGCUCCCUCGCGCGCCGCCAGCAGAGUGAGGCUGGGAGCCGGAAUAUGACGUCAUCAACCCGGCUCCCAGCCUCACUCUGCUGGCGGCGCGCGAGGGAGCUGAGCAGAGCGCUCAGGGGAAGAGCUCCCUCGCCGGCCGCCCGCCCAGCGCUGCAGCCACUGCCGCCCAGCGCCCAGAAUGUCUGUUAGCCGCGAGGCUAACAAGACAUUUGCCUUGGGCAUUUGGGGGGCGGCGUUUUUUGCCGCCCCCUGAAAAAUGCCGCCCAAGGCAAAUGCCUUGUUUGCCUCGCGGCUAAUACGCCCCUGCUGCCACUUCCUCACUGCUCCUUACUGAGCAUUGUGGGGAGGGAGGCAGGAAGCGCCAAAGGAGGCACACAGGCAGCUUGAGGGAAAAGAAGCUUCAGCAGACUCCUACACCUGCUCCCUGCAGCCAGCAGAAGCAGAACUCCAAGCAGCCACCCUUCUGGAAAUGAAAGGUAUGUUAUCAGGAGGGUGACUGCAAAUAUAAACAUUGACUUUUAUGUGUUUAUGUAAGAUUGUGUCAGUAUGUGUUUGUCUGUGUGUGUGUCAAGGUGUGCAUGUGUCAGUGUGUGUAUCUUUGUUUGUAUGUGUCAGUGUAUAUAUAUCUGUAUCUGUGUUAAUGUGUAUGUAUGUCUGUGUCAGGGUGUGCAUCUGUGUAUAUGUAUACAUGUCAGUGUGCCAGGGUGCACAUAUCUGUAUGUCAGGGUGUGUGUCAGGGUGUGCAUCUGUAUAUGUAUAUACAUGUUAGUGUGUGUGUCAGAGUGCGUGUAUUUGUGUGUCAGGGUGUGCAUCUGUAUAUGUAUUUACAUGUCAGUGUGUGUGUGUGUCAGGGUGUGUGUCAGAGUGUGUGUAUGUAUGUGUCAGGGUGUGCAUCUGUGUGUAUGUAUUUAAUGCAUCUCUAUGUGGAGAUGCUGAUUGGCCUAGCAUGGUAUUUUGAGGCAAAUGCUUUCAUAUAAGAAGGCAUUAAAUUUGCUGAGAUCAAGUUAGAUGAUCAUUAAAAUAAUCAGUAAGUUUCAUUAAAUGUAACAAACUAAAAAAAUGAGAAGUGAACAUGUGAUGAAAGUCGUCCCUUAAUCUAAAAAUGUAAAUGUAACAACUAGCAACCAGAGGGCUAUCACACAGAUAUGUAUGUACAUGGCAUGUCAAAAUCACAGUUUAAUAACCUAAUAAAAUGUUUUUGGAUAUUUUGAAUAAGUACAUCACCAAUAAAAUAGAAAUAAAAUAAAACAAAUAAUGCCUAUUUCUGCUUAAGGUUGAUCAUAGGCCAAAUGAAAGUGCACAAGAUGUGCAUUUUUAUAAUGUCCAUUUGUGGUUGCCAAGGCAACAACUUAGGUAAAUGCUAAUAUAUGGAUGUAUCUUAGCUUUUUGAAUGUAAAACUUUGAAACAAACCAUUCAUGAGAAAAUGUUCUUUGUCAAAAAUCAUCCCACCACUAGUAUGUUAUUUUAGGCUGAAAGUGACAAAAAUAUGUAAUCAGUUUGACAUUUGUUAACACAUACAGAAUUACUCAGUAAAUGUGAAUUUAAAGUUAAUUCAAAUUGAACUUCACAUUUAAGACCAAAGAAGCUGAUCUGAGUUACAGAUCAAUUUGUCCUUUUCUGCUACUUUUGCCUUAAGUUUCAAAUUAAUUUUAAAUUCUCAUUUAAGUAAAUAGCCUUAUUGGUAAUUUACAAUAUAAUGUCCUUAAUGACUUUAGAAAUGUUACAUCCUCUAAAACAUUGUAGCUCUACAGAUGAGAAAAAGGAAGUGAUGUAUGAAAAAGAAAGAGAUUUUCUUGAUCUAUCCCAUUAUUUUGUGACUAUUGCCUGAAGCAAUGAUAUAAGCCGGUUACUGCCCGGCCAGAAUACUAAUUAAAGCUAGUGAUAAAUAAAUAAAUUAUCCAACAUAUCCCAUGAUGACACUGGGGAAUUUCACAGGAGAAUUCUAGUGAAGAAAAAAAAAAAGAUUUAAUUUGAGAAUAUCUAAGCCGAUUGGAGAAUAAUGAAAAGUUAUAUGCUUUCAGUUUUUCACUACCAAAUAUGUUUGUUUAAAAUUAUUAACAUAUCAUUUGUAGUCAAUAGGUUUUUAUAGAAAGGUAAGAGUCGUGACAAAAAAAAUAUACAUAAAUUAAAAUGAAAAAGGAUAAGCAUCACAAGUUGAAACAGUGAAGACAGUAGUCUGUGAUAUCAUACCUCCCAACAACUGUAGUACCUGAAUCGGGAAUCUGGUGGGAGGGUGCUACAGAGGGGUAGGGGCAGUGAAUACACACCAGUUGUUUUAGACUCUGCAGGGAGCACUGUUUCAAUGCUCUUUACAUGGUCCUAGUGCCCUAAACAUGGAAUGAGCACUUCUAAUUAUGCGCUUGUGCAAUGCUUGUUGGGAAAAUCCCUGGUGUCCCUAAAAUAGGACACCUGGGGACUGAGGAGGGAAAGCAGGACAGGACCAAAACAUCAUGACUGACAUGCCAAAAUCAGGACCGGGAGGCAUGUGAUUUAAUAGUCCAAAAACUAAAAAGUCGCAAUUAUAAAACAAAUGAAAUUCACAGGCUAUUUACUAAAGUGAGAACUCAAAGUGAAUUUUAAAUUUAAGGCCAGAGUAGCUGAACUGAAAGAAUAGCUGACUUAGACAAUUUUUCAGUUUUAGCUACUUUUACCUUAACCCCUUAAGGACACAUGACAUGUGUGACAUGUCAUGAUUCCCUUUUAUUCCAGAAGUUUGGUCCUUAAGGGGCUAAGGAGACACUAAAGCCACCAGAACAACUACAGAUUAACAUAGAAAAGGCAGUGUUUACAUUGCAGUCUUUGGACACCUCUAGUGGCAGUCAGAAAGCAUUGCAUUGGCUGAGAUUGUCAUUUCUGAUGAUCUCAGCCAAGGAGUCAGGGCGGGGCCAGCGCCAGCUGACCCGUGCAGCACUGGAAAUAAGGUGAGUUUUAACACUAUUUCAGGUGGGAAAGGGAGGAUGCCACAAAUAGUGUUAUUAAAACUAUAGGGUCAGGAAUAUAUGUUCAAAACCAUGUGAAAAAUGGAGGGCUGUUGGUAAAAAAACAAAAAGGAGAAAAACCUGUGGGAAGAAAACUAUCAGUAUGGUGGGCUCUAUCUAUAAGGAGAACUGAAUGUAAUAGUUUGGUGAGUUUGGAGAAUUCUGCAUUGUAGUGAGCUAUUGUGGUCAUAUAUGAAUAUAAGUUGUCCUGCCUUCGGAGGCACAUUAAACUCCAGACAGUAAUACCAUUUAGCAUUAUAUUUCUUUCCCUCCUUGAUUCAGUCUGCUGCAAGGUUCUCAUGGCUUCUGAUUGCUUGUACAACUCUGAAUUAAGUUGCUAUUAGCUGUACAUGAAAAUAUUUUAGGUGGCAUGUGCGUAGGUAGAUGGUAUUGUGUAUGGGCAUAUACCGGUGAACCAAUCACUUUGCUUGCCUGAAAUAAUUAAACCACAGACUUACUUGGUGAAAAUAGGCCACAGGUUUAUUAAAUCUAAAAUACGUAUAAAUCUUUAAACUUCAACUUUAAAACAUAAAAAAUCCUAUAUACAUAACUUACUCAGUAAAUAUAUACAUCACUGAGUACCACCUUGCCAACCAAAAACAAUCACUUGGGCAACUGCCCUCUCCUCUCAUCCCAACCAGCACAAGGCCUUUCUGGGCCUUCCAUUCUAUGCUAAUGCUAACCACUAGCUGAUCAUUGGCUCAGUUGGCAGGUCUGUUAUUCAUAACUGUACCUGAAGUUAGGGUCACUUUCCACGGACCACUGGUCAAACCCCCAGGUUGACAAGGGCCAUAAGCCCCACUGGUUUACCCCCUAAAUCAGCGGGGCCACCCCAGCACCAAAGCUAUGGCCUCCUCCAAAGCAUCCUGUAACGCCAAAUUGAACAAGUUAAGUCCCAACUCUGUAAGGUGGACCCCAUCACCCCUAAAAUACAUAGAUGCAUUUUGCUUGAAGAUGCAGUGAUGCACCAUGAGCCCCCUCAUUCCCUUCCUAAAUGUAGACACCUGCUUGUUCAGCUUAAUCCUGCUCCUCUCAAGCGCCCUGGGGUCCCUUUCACCCCUCCAAUAAUUCCGGGACAGCACCUCAGACCAGACAAUACAGAAUUUCGGGUACUUGAGCCGUAACUUGGCCAAAUCCUUCUGGAUCAUUUCACCCAGAUCCCACACUGGAAUACUGCCAAGAUGGUUUCCCUCCCAGAUGAAUUAUGAGCACAUCAAGAACACUGAGUAAGCGAGCCAACCGGACCAUUUCAGGCAACAGGUACGCCCAGCGCAUGCCCCGGGAACCGAACUGACGGACAUCCGUCACCGAUGGAGACAGACCCAGCUGCUUCCCCCCGAAUAAACUUCAGCCCGCUGUUGUGCCCAAUAAACGUAGGAAUAGCCGAUGACCUACACUCGUCUUCCAGCACUUACGGAGACAAAAGGGGAAACGGAAUCAGUCAAGCUGGAUGAACGUAAGAACGGACCUUCCUAGAUUCCCACCUCCCAAUCCAUUGGAUAUCCUAAGAAAACCCCAGUGGCAGCCCCUAUCCGAAACGAGUGCCCCCUAAACUCUGCACUAGGUAACCCCAAAGCCACCAACACCAUGCGGAAAACCCUGAUAAAUUGGAAUUGAGAUGAGAAACUGGUGUUCCCGUGAAUGAGUAAGGGGCCCGCGCACACUGGGCGAAACUCGCAGAAUGCAUGAAAACAGGCCAAAGGACAAAUCAGGGAUCUGCUGUAACGUGACCAAAGUACCCCAGCCAAGAACAUCCGUCUUGGACUUACGCAGCAAAAAAUGCACCACCCCAUCUCACUAAAAUCUUCGCCAUACAACAAUCCCCCAGUGACCGCCUUGGAUGGGUUAACGAGCUCCCCUACCCGUGUGGCCCCGAAAAAAAGGCAAACGUGAAUGCCAAACGAAACAGCGCCACUUCAAACGGAGAAGAACAGACCUGUAGCAAAACUCUAAAGAGGCCCACCAUCAAAGCACCCGAAACCAGCCUCUGUAAAUCCGAAACCCUGGGCCCCCUACACCUAUCCCUCAUCACCAAUGAGACUAAAACAUCCUUCAUGAGAUCCAGGGUCCUGGUGAGUUUGAACUAAAAACUGAGCCCUGGCAAUUUACCUGAAACACACGAGUAAGCACAGCCUGAUGCCUCCCAUAACCAGAUUAAUCGUAACAGAACGUGCAAUUGUUCUCAAUCAGACUGGAAACUCUGCCAUGUAUACUCCAAGACUGAACCAUGGAUCCAGGACAUUAAUGGGUCAGCCCAGAAAGCCAACCUCGUCCGCCCCCAGUGCUGCCACCCUGAACCCACGCCACUGCAAACGAGAGAGCAUUCGUUGUAAUAUUAUUAACCCCGGGGACAUGCACAGCCCGACAGUACACAUUUAACAUCAAGCAGCAAAGAACCAGGUGCUGCAGCAGCCGACAAAUUGUUAAUGGCCAGCAUAUUAUCACAGUGGAAGACCACCCUCCGAUCCUGUAGAAGAUCCCCCAGAGCUCCACCUCAACCACUAUAGGGAAAAGUUCCAAGAAGGCCAAAUUCCUUGUUAAGCGCGCGGCAUGCCAAGACUCCGGCCAGGAGUGUGCACACCAAUGGACCCCAAAGAUGGCCCUAAAAGUCCACUGCCCGGCCACGUCAGUAAAGAGAUGGAGCUAGACAUUGGACACCUCAGUAGCUUGCCAAUAGGAACGCCCAUUAAAACCUUACAAGAAGAUGGACCAAACUGCCAAGUCCUCGUGCAGGGGGCGAGUGAUCCGCACAUAAUGAUGAGGAGGUCGCCGCUGCCAAACGACGAGUAAAACAGCCUACACAUGGGAAUAAGCCGGCAUGCGAAUUGCAGCUUGCCCAAGAGCGACAACAGCUGCCACAAUUAAAUCUUCUUGAGCAACCCAGCUGGCCAAAACCAGGCUGCAAAAAUCCAAAACUUUAUCCCCAGGCAAGCAACGCUCCCUAGCAACUGAAUCAAUCUCAAUCCCCAAAAAACUCAAACAAGUUGAAGCACCCACUGUCUUAUCAGGGGCCAGAGGAACCCCCAAAAAAUCAUCCAAGUAGUGUAAACGAGAAUCACAAGCCACCUCCUCCCGUAACAUUCAAAAUAGAAACAGGAAAUUGAGCAAUCUAUGGGCAGGCACGGGUCCACAUAAUAACCAUCCCGGAAAAACAGCCCAGCAAAUGGUGGCAUUCCGGGUGCACCGAAAGCAGCCAAAAGGCCGCUUUGACAUCCGCCUUAGCCUCCAAAUCUUUUCCCAUACUUCCUGGUGCAAAUGUAACCCGAGAGGGCUCGACUAAAACAUGUAGGCCGCUGCAACCACAGCUACUGAAGGAGGUAGAUGUGGACACCACAGGGGCUGGGGCCAUAGACGUCCCCCUCGGCACGGACACCACAUUCCCCUCCCAAAAGAAACAAAGGAAGCAUCCCAGCCCACACGAGCCUGCACAUCCAGAGAAGGGGGGUGCAGAGACCCCGCCACCGAGCUACACUCCCACUGAUCUAAAAAUCCCCAUAAACAACCCACCAGAGAACCCCAAUGAGGCUGAAACGUCCCACCAGAGCCAUCCCCAAGCCCGGCCCGACCGUCCUCCACCACAAAACCAGACUCACAAGACGGUGCAGGAGUCGACUGGAGCAGCAGAGUCAUGCCACUAGGAGGUUGGGCCAGAGCUGCAGCAACCAGCAGAAAGGAAACCAGAGUAGAACCCAAUGAUGCUUGAAACAUAGCCCGGUCCAGAGCCACCUGGAUUUACCUGGAACAGGUAAAUCCAUAUCCCUCCCCCCCCCAGACCCGGAAUGGGAGUCCCACCCUAGGGGACGGGGAAGGAGGGGAUGCCCAGUAGGCCCAGACAAAAUACCCAGGGAAGGAAGUGGACUAGCAGAGCCACUAUGGGAAGGGGACAGCUGUCUCCCACUACUCCCAGCCAGGCCCCACACAUCGGGAGGGAAAACCUCUGCCCCCAGGAAGUACCCUGUGGCCUAAUCACCUGCCUGGAGUCCACCUCUCCGUCCUCUUUGGCUGCACGUGGCAGAUCCACAUGAGAUGAUUGGACCACCAGAAAACCCUCGGCAGCCCUGGAAGGAGAUCCAGCCUGUGCAGGUGCAGCAUUUGCCCGCAUAGCCACAUACCAGCCGGCCCAGCAGGUGGGAAUGUGGCACCUGCUUUGAAGGGCUGGAGAUGAAAACUGGAAAUGAGCACGGACUGCAGCAGACCGCCUCGCCACCCGGGCAGCAACGGGAGCCUGCGGGGGAGACGAACCAAGGUGCACCAGGUGCAGACCCUCAUCUUGUAAGGCCUCAGCCCUGAGGACAGAAAGGACAGCCUCGACAUCCAUACUCAGACCCUGGCCUGAAAACAGCACUUGGCAAGCAGGUACACAAGGGAAGCAAAUACCAACGCAACCACCAAGCUGUUACCAACUGAUAAUUAAAAUUGCUUAGCCUGUAAAAUGCCCAUCUAUUCUUACUGUCACACCCCUCUGUCGCUAAUCUUCCUCCCACCCUUGAUACCCUAAUGACCUCCUACCAUUCUAUCUAUACACUUCCCCUCACACUCACAUGUCCCUGUUCUGUCUAGGCCUUGCCUGACUCCUCAGGGUCUGAAAUGUAUUAGAUACCAUACCAUAUCAGUUAUCACACAAAGUCUGAAAUAUAAGUAUAGAAGCAAUACAAUUUUGAGAACUACAGUAGUAUAAAUAUGUAGAAAUAAAAAACAGGUAUUUGCUUAUAUAUAUUUGGAAGGAUCUUCAUAGGUUUUCAUCAGUAUAGCUUCCUAAAACUGACAAUAGAAUGUAAAAGUGGGUAUAUACCCACAGCUUGUAAGUGAAAUUAAACCAUCUCUUUCUAAAAUACAUGGACAAGCAUUAAAUCAACACUCCAAGCACCAUAACUACUACAGUACGCUAUAGUGGUUAUGUUGCAAGAAUUGCCAGAACUCUCCCCCCUUGUGAGAAGUCAAACCUUAUUGAACAAUCUACUUCUUACCUGGGUCAGUGGCAAAACUAAUGUAGAGAAGGCCCUUAAGCAAAAAAGUUUUUAGGAACCCCUCCAGGGCAAAGGUGACCAAAAGGUUGAUCCUUAACUUUCGUACAUCUCCCGAUGAUUCUUUGCCAGAUGAGGAUCUAUCAUUUGCCCAUCCUUGCAUGUUGUAUUUGUGAGCAGUGUUUGUGUGUUUGAAUAUUUUUGUAUGGAGUAUGUGUGUGUGUGUGUGAAUGUAGGGAUGCAUUUGUGUGUAGUGAAUGCAGUUGUGUUUAUACAAACUUUUGCCAUUUGAUUGCAGUG
Messenger RNA from Pelobates cultripes (western spadefoot toad), 42285 nucleotides. The record is from the annotation of a GenBank genome assembly. NCBI's taxonomy places the organism in Eukaryota, Metazoa, Chordata, Amphibia, Anura, Pelobatidae.